Messenger RNA from Priceomyces carsonii, 639 nucleotides. RefSeq lists its product as uncharacterized. Bases 1 to 639 code for a protein of 212 amino acids. The transcript has a single exon. Gene Ontology annotation, cellular component: cis-Golgi network; membrane; endoplasmic reticulum. Gene Ontology annotation, biological process: protein retention in ER lumen; endoplasmic reticulum to Golgi vesicle-mediated transport. NCBI's taxonomy places the organism in Eukaryota, Fungi, Ascomycota, Pichiomycetes, Serinales, Debaryomycetaceae. The record is from RefSeq and is a predicted model, not a curated record. Gene Ontology annotation, molecular function: ER lumen protein retrieval receptor activity.
AUGAACAUUUUCAGAUUUUUUGCCGAUUUAUCUCAUUUGGCAAGUAUAUUCAUACUUCUCUUUUCGAUUGAGAAGAACAAGUCAUUGAAUGGUCUUUCAUUGAAGACACAGACCCUAUACGUCUUAGUGUUUGUUACAAGGUAUUUGGAUUUAUUCACCCACUUUGUUUCCCUUUACAAUACAUCGAUGAAAUUAUUUUUCAUUGGAUCCUCACUUUACACAGUAUACAUAAUGACAAAUAAGUAUCAGGUCUCCAUUAAAGCACAUGUCGACACAUUUCCAGUGAAAUAUUUAGUUGGUGGAGCAUUCCUUGCCGCUCUUUUAACAACAAAAUCAUACUCACCGUUGUAUCUUUUAUGGACAUUUUCGAUUUGGUUAGAAUCUGUGGCUAUACUCCCACAUUUUUUUGUUUUACAAAGAACAGGAGAAGCUGAAAACAUAACGGCCCAUUACCUUUUUGCAUUAGGAAUCUAUCGAGCCUUAUACAUACCCAACUGGAUUUAUAGAUACUUUACAGAGGGUCGCUUAGAUUGGGUAACUGUUGUCGCUGGAAUCAUCCAAACUGCUAUUUAUUCAGACUUUUUUUAUAUUUACUAUACUAAAGUUUUGAAGGGUAAAAAAUUUGAGCUUCCAGUCUAA